Messenger RNA from Vigna umbellata (rice bean), 1096 nucleotides. Its product is annotated as protein S40-6-like. Lineage: Eukaryota; Viridiplantae; Streptophyta; Magnoliopsida; Fabales; Fabaceae. The record is from RefSeq and is a predicted model, not a curated record.
GUGGACAACACUGUCUUAUUCUUUCCCUCAGAUUUUGGUGCUGCAGUGUUCUUCACUUUCUCUGUGUGCUGCUUUCAUUACACUUCAACUCUGCAAAUACAUAUUCAGGAACCCCUUUUAGAAUCUUCAAAAAGUUGAAUUAUUUCAAGCUUCUGAUUCCUGGACAACAGAAUAAGAUUUGUGUUAUGCAGGAAGUGGUUGAUUGAUAAUGGGAGAUAAAUAUAGUCCAGGCAGGAAGCACAGUGGGAUAUGGAAUUCGUUGAGAGAUGGAGAUUUUGAUGAAGAAGAAAUUUGGGAUGUUAUCAAGAACAGAAGUGAUUAUGGUUCUUCUGGGGUUCGCAUGUUCAACGAGAAGGAUCAGUCCUCUGCUGUUCCUGUUCCUGCUAGGCCCAGUGCAGCCAGAAUGGUGCCAAGAUCUAGCAAUAGCAGUAACAAUAGCAGUGGUAAUUCCUCCAAUGAAGCCAAGGUUCUUCAGCAAUCAGCACCUGUCAAAAUUCCUGACUGGUCAAAAAUUUAUACGAGUAACCCCGCCAAGAAUAGUACUUCAAGGUUUGAUGCUGAUUAUGAUGGUGAGGAUGAUGGUGCUGGUAACUAUGGUGGGGAUAGUGAUGAGGAUGGAGAGGAAAAUGAUGAGGCAGAUUCAAAGCUUCCUCCACAUGAGUUUAUUGCCAGAAGGCUUGCAAGGAGUCAGAUAUCCUCCUUUUCUGUUCUAGAAGGUGCUGGGAGAACCCUCAAAGGUAGGGAUCUUAGCAAAGUGAGGAAUGCUGUUCUCUCAAAAACUGGUUUCCUUGAAUCACUAUAAAGGGUCUUCUUCAGUGGUGAUGUAGUAGUAUUAGUUCUUUCACAUUUUGGAUGUAUAGUGAGUAUGUAGCUGGUGGUUACUUAGCAAUGGAGAUAUUGGUUCAUGCUGCUUGGGGUAUAAGAGCAUUUUUUAGCCAUGAAAACUGUGAAUCAAAUAUGCUGUGGCAAACAUAACUGAUUUCAAUUUCCUGUUGUACCAAAUUGAUGGGAUCUUUGUGUUUUUGAGCAUCCAUAAAAACACAAAGGUGGAUGUGAAUCAUAAUUUUAAAGCCAUUCAUCAUUUUGAAGGAUAAAA